AUGUUCAGACCAGAUCCCGCUCAAGUAGCCGAACUGCAAAGGAAGUACUCUGGCCUCGAUAACAACUUGGCAUAUGUCGCCGGACAUACCAUCGAUAACAAGUACUCGGCGUACAAAGCUGCUGAUAAGGCGGCGGCAGCCGCAAGCUCUACAUACAAGAGAACAGCCAACGUACUCAAGCAGAAGAAGCCAUACGACCUCAACAACCCAGCCUUGGGGCCUGUGGGAGGGAGAGGCAUGUAUACUAGAGAAGGCCACCAGACCUUAGCACCUUUAGCUGGCACUGCAUCCUCGAUUGUGGCUUUGACGUGCUGGAAGCCAAGGGACAAUACAGAGAACACGUAG
Messenger RNA from Colletotrichum spaethianum, 345 nucleotides. RefSeq lists its product as uncharacterized. The record is from RefSeq and is a predicted model, not a curated record. NCBI's taxonomy places the organism in Eukaryota, Fungi, Ascomycota, Sordariomycetes, Glomerellales, Glomerellaceae. Bases 1 to 345 code for a protein of 114 amino acids. The transcript has 2 exons.